Molecule: messenger RNA, 717 nt
Organism: Colletotrichum acutatum
Lineage: Eukaryota; Fungi; Ascomycota; Sordariomycetes; Glomerellales; Glomerellaceae
Exons: 3
Coding region: 1-717 (238 amino acids)
Source: RefSeq, a predicted model, not a curated record
AUGAAAUACAUCCAGCUGUUGUCUGUAGCGGGACUCGUAGCCUUUGCGCAGGCUUGGGGGACUGAUAUCAGCACCGCUUACACGACUGUGGUGACCACGGCCUACGAGACAUACUGUCCUUCGCCCACUACCUUUGUUCACCACAACGUGACUUACACGGCGACCACGGCAACGACACUUACCAUCACGAUACUGACUUGGAGAACAGACUGCCCUUGCACUAUUACCACCAGACAACCCCCGCCAUACACCACGACCAAGACGAUUUACCCGCCACCCGUCGUCAAUACCACGUCUUGCCCGCCAGAGAUCACCAGCACGACGAUCAAGACGAUCAAGACCACCAAGCACACCCCGCCUCCCAAGCCGACCUACCACAACACCACCGUGAUAGAGCACACCCCCAAGCCUCCCAAGCCUACGGAACACCCGACUCACUCGGAGCAGACACCCAAGCCGCCCAAAGCCACGAGCGAGUAUCACCACCACCCCAACAGCACCUCGACCGUCGUUGUGGUGAUCACGCCGCCCGCCGAGACCAUCAUCGCCAGCACGACCCCCGUUACCCCCGUCACUCCCGUCACCAACCUCCCCACCAAUACGCCCGUCGGACCGACGACCACUAGGCCCGUCACGGUUCCCGCGAACGCGGCUGGGAUGGUUGAGGCGGGUGCCGGCGCGGCUUUGGUUGCUGUCCUAUUCGCUCUCCUGAUUUGA